UGGACUUCCUAGCUCGCCUGCGAGAUCAUGGGAUGUGCCUAUUUAUGGGAGCCGUGCUUAUUAAUUCAACCCCGAGGCUAUUCCGAUUCAUCAGCGGAUACGUGGUUGGGUGGACCUGCUAUAUUCUACUACGCCGCGUCGCUGUGAGGUGUUUGCCGUUCGUCGAAGAGAGACUAAUAAAGACCUGGAUCAUUGAUGAGUGCUAUGCCACGGGAGACCCGGGUUAACUAGAGCCCAGGCGUUUAACUCAUCGGCUAGUGUUUCUGAAUGACAUCUCUAUGCAUUCUACUAGCUACACGGUCCAAAAUUUACUCCUGGAUCUGGCCAGCUCCGAUCCGUCUCUUGGUUAUAUUCAAGCUCUCCGUGAGGAAGCAGCACGGGUACUUAACGAAGCUGGUGGUUCGUGGACUAGGCAGUCGGUGCAGAAGCUCAAACUCAUCGACUCUACAAUCCGAGAGUCUAUGAGACUGAUUCCUUUCAACAGUGUUGGCUUGCUAAGAACGGUAAUGGACCCUUACGGGAUCGAAGUGCAGCAGGGAAACACAACCCUUAACAUCCCACGCGGGACAAUACUCACCAUCCCAGUCGAAGCAAUCCACCACGAUGAAGCUGUUUAUAAGAAUGCUGACGCUUUCUAUCCUUUCCGUUUCGCUCAACCAGGCGCCAUCCGUGACAUCAUCGAUGCUACUAACGAGACGACCUGUGAAGCCAGUGAGGUCGCUGGAAAGCCGGCGGAGGGGGGGAAACAGAAGACCAGCGCCACGAUUGACGAUGCUUUCCUCGGCUUCGGUUUUGGGAAGCAUGCGUGCCCCGGCCGAUUCUUUGCCCUGAAUGAGAUCAAGAUCUUCGUCGCGUACAUGGUGCUUCACUACGAUAUCCAGCACAUAACAACACCCAGACAAAAAAUGACACCUCUAAUCUGGCUAAACGUGCCACUUUUCAAGGAGUUAAAAGUGAAUAUUCGCAAGAGGGAGCCAGUCGAGUUGUUACAUACAUCUUUGUAAACAUUCUCGGGGAGAUGACAUCGAAAUACUUAUUUGGUUCCGUGGUACCUAUACGACGCGACGAGGAAAUUCCUAAUACUUUUUCGCUUCCCUUCCGUAUCGGAAAACAUAAAACAAUUGAUUUUUACGUGACUUUAUUCUAUUAAAAUAACAAGACUUUAAAACGCUGAUCUCGGAAGCUGAAUUAGACGGAGCCCCUUACAAUAUAAUAGAACGGUAUUACGAGC
Molecule: messenger RNA, 1231 nt
Organism: Durotheca rogersii
Lineage: Eukaryota; Fungi; Ascomycota; Sordariomycetes; Xylariales; Xylariaceae
Product: cytochrome P450
Exons: 3
Coding region: 279-1004 (241 amino acids)
Molecular function (GO): iron ion binding; heme binding; monooxygenase activity
Source: RefSeq, a predicted model, not a curated record